UGUCCUUGGAGAGGGAUGUAAGCAAGCCAAUGUAUUUUGGCUUGCGACGAUUUUAAUUGCGAGACAGAAUCAGCUAACAAAGACCUAAAAAAAUAGACCUGAAAAAAUGAGCGACGUUGUUGCAACAUGGGAAGUCGCCCUUGCUGAUCGCGUGCACAAGGUGCAGUUUGAACAUGGCACUACAACGGGACGACGUGUGAUAAUGGUCGACAAUAAAGAAGUCUUAAAACGRAAUUGGAUGUUUAGGUUAGUUGGUCAGGAGACUUUUGACAUUGGAGGAAAAAGAGCGACCAUUCAUAUCGAAGCAGUCAGUGGUUUCCAGUACGAAUAUACCCUUGAAGUUGCUGGAAAAUCCCUCAAAAAAUUCGUGGAAAAUCGAAAGAAAACAGCUAAAGUGUGGACACUGCUGCUAGAUGGCGAGGAAACAAGAAUUGUUUUAGAAAAAGAUACAAUGGAGGUGUGGGUUAAUGGAAACGUAGUGGAAACAGCUGGGGAGUUUGUUGAUGAUGGAACAGAAACCCAUUUCUCAUUAGGAAGACAUAACUGUCAUAUAAAAGCUGCAAGUACAGGAAGAAAACGGGAUGGAAUAAUCCAUUGUCUUAUAAUUGAUGAUAAURAAGUCCCAGAAAAUAUUGAUGAAUAGAUCGUGAUUGUUAGUCUUCAAUGAGGCAGGAAAUGUGAAAAAUCAAGCAGAUCUUCUCCUAGAAUUACUGUGGUACUGUAUGAAAACAGUUUAUAAUAUUACACAUGUCUACACUAAUCAACAGUGCAAAAAGUAGCCAGUACUGUACAUAAGAAAUCAACAUGCAAUGUCGUAUAAAACGAGGAAUAAUAAGUGUCAGUUUGAAAGCAAUAAUGGUAAUUGGGUAAUAUGAUGGUAAUUAAACUAUGUAAUAAAUUUACUAGUGACAGAUAAGAGUUAAAGGUUGAUGUCUUAAACUUGUUAUAAGUCUACGACAGUGAAAUUGUAACUGAAGGAUAAUAUCAACAAUAUAAUAAAAACUUUUUCUUCAAA
Messenger RNA from Exaiptasia diaphana, 1015 nucleotides. RefSeq names its product fas apoptotic inhibitory molecule 1. NCBI's taxonomy places the organism in Eukaryota, Metazoa, Cnidaria, Anthozoa, Actiniaria, Aiptasiidae. The transcript is spliced from 3 exons. Gene Ontology annotation, biological process: positive regulation of neurogenesis; negative regulation of extrinsic apoptotic signaling pathway via death domain receptors; canonical NF-kappaB signal transduction. Bases 107 to 643 code for a protein of 178 amino acids. The record is from RefSeq and is a predicted model, not a curated record.